AUGACCAGUCCCGAUCGCUCCGAACUCACCACCAGCGGCGUGGCAGAGGACAUAUGGACCUUCGUCGGCCUCCCCUCGUCCGCGCUCACGUCGCUGCAUCUUCCGUCAGCCGACACCAUCGUCCUCCCAUCAUCCUAUAAAAUCGGCGUCCUCGCGCAAGCCACCAUCGGUGCCUCUGCCCUCGCCGCAGCACAGUACUACGCCCUCCGCAACAACUUACACAAGGUCCCCGACGUCACCGUGCCGCUGGACCACGCCCGGCUCGAGUUCCAUUCGCAGCAGUACCAGUCGCUGGACACCUGGGCCCAGAAUCCGCCCGACGUCGGCAUCAACAAGGUCGGCGGGCUGCACAGGACGUCCGAUGGAUACGUGCGCAUCCACGAUUUGUUCCCAAACCACGUCGCGGGCACAAUGGAGAUUCUCGGCUUGCCGCGGGACGCCACCAAACAGCAGGUCGCGGACAAGACUAUCCACUGGGACGCUGUUGAUCUAGAGACAAAGGGCACCGAGGAGGGAAAAGUCGCCAUUUACGCGCAGCGGACAUGUGCUGAGUGGGAUGCGCUCCCGCAGUCGACCGCCGUUGCCACCGCGCCGAUCCUCCUCCGGCAGCUGCACCCAGGACCUACAAAGGUGCUUCCCCCCACCGGCACGCAAAACAAAGCUCUCUCCGGCCUCAAGGUCGUCGAGCUCACCCGCGUCAUCGCCGGCCCCGUCGCGGGCCGCACGCUGGCCGCCCACGGCGCCGACGUCCUGUGGGUGACGUCGCCCAGCCUCCCCGCCGUGCCCUUUCUCGACAGCGACAUGAGCCGCGGCAAGCGGACCAUCCAGCUGGACAUUCGCAGCGCCGCCGACAAGGCGACCCUGCUGGACCUGCUCCGCACCGCCGACGUCUUUCUCCAGGGCUACCGUCCCGAGAGCCUCGCGGCACACGGCCUGUCCCCCGCGGAUCUCACCGACAUCAACCCCAGCCUCGUCGUCGCCAAUCUCUCCGCCUUUGGCCCCGGCAGUCCGUGGUCGCGGCGCCGCGGCUUCGACUCCCUCGUGCAGACGGCCAGCGGCAUGACCGUGUCCGAGGCCGAACACGCAGACGAGGGCGAAUCCGCGCGCGUGACGCCCGUGCAGGCGCUCGACCACGGCAGCGGGUAUCUCCUCGCGACGGGCAUCAUGGCCGCGCUGCACAGGCGCGCGACAGAGGGCGGCUCCUGGCGGGUCGACGUCUCCCUCGCCGGGACGAUGAAGUACCUGCGCAGUCUCGGUCAGUAUCCCGGCCGACAAGGGUUCGAUGGCGUGGAGCCGCUGCCGGCGAGCAUUAAGGAGGUGCCAGGGGGAUUUGUCGACGUCAAGCAGAGCGCUGUCUUUGGAAAGGCCAUGGCGCUCAAGCACAGCGCUAGAAUUAACGGUGUCGAGGUCGGCUACGACGAUGCCCCCAAGCCGCUCGGCAGCGACGAGCCAAAGUGGAAAGACGCUUAA
Molecule: messenger RNA, 1470 nt
Organism: Akanthomyces muscarius
Lineage: Eukaryota; Fungi; Ascomycota; Sordariomycetes; Hypocreales; Cordycipitaceae
Exons: 1
Coding region: 1-1470 (489 amino acids)
Molecular function (GO): catalytic activity
Source: RefSeq, a predicted model, not a curated record